Molecule: messenger RNA, 921 nt
Organism: Saccharomyces paradoxus
Lineage: Eukaryota; Fungi; Ascomycota; Saccharomycetes; Saccharomycetales; Saccharomycetaceae
Gene: PHO92
Product: mRNA-binding phosphate metabolism regulator
Exons: 1
Coding region: 1-921 (306 amino acids)
Biological process (GO): mRNA destabilization
Cellular component (GO): cytoplasm
Molecular function (GO): mRNA binding; N6-methyladenosine-containing RNA reader activity
Source: RefSeq, a predicted model, not a curated record
AUGAAUCAAAUUUGGUCUACGGGUCCCUCAAAUUUUUAUCUUAAUUCUGAAUGGAAAGAAAAUAAGAGAAAUGACAGAACAAUUGAAGACUCUUUAAGAGAACUAGAUGGGUUGAUUCAUUCUUUGGAGAGAACUCACAUAGAAGUACAGACAAACCCAAAGCCAAAGGAAAGCAUCACAGGGCCAAAUGAUACCAAUAAGAAGGAAAAUAAGGGAGAGAUUGUCGAUAAAAACUACACGCACCAAAUCAAUAAUGUUCCAUUGGCAAACUCGAACCUGAAUCGGCACCUUCCUUCCUCUAGAGCUUAUUACCAAUCUGAAAACGGCAAUAAUAACUAUUAUAAAGAAUAUGUAUCCAAACCAAGGUCUUUUCAACAGUUAACCAAAGAUCAAGCUUUCAACGAGUUCCAUAAAAGGAAAAGUUCUGCAAUUAUUCCUCCUUGGUUAAACAUUCCAGAAAACUCAAGGUUUUUUGUAAUAAAGUCCUCCUCUUUGAAACAUGUCAAAAGAUCAUUCUACAACGGAAUCUGGUCGUCCACUCACUUCGGUAACAAAAGGCUAUCUGAAGCGUAUAAAACGCUCAAUUCGGGAGCCAAAGUGUUUCUAUUUUUUUCUAUCAACACUUCAGGAAGAUUCUGCGGCGUUGCAGAAAUGGUGUCCGAUUUGAAAAUGGAUUUGGACACCAGUAUUUGGGAAGACGAACAGAAAUAUGGCAAAGCCUUUAAAGUAAGAUGGGUGAUCGUGCGUGAUGUAAAUAACAGAUCUUUAAAAAGGUUUUUAAUACCAUCCAAUGAAAUGAAACCGAUAACACAUUCUAGAGAUACUCAAGAGAUUCCAUAUUCAAUUGGAAUUUCAAUAGUUAAUUUAUUUAAAACUCAAGAUUCUGAUAUUUUCUCCUUCUUGGAUGAGACGUAUGAAUAG